This is a messenger RNA of Anisakis simplex (herring worm), 1263 nucleotides long. Lineage: Eukaryota; Metazoa; Nematoda; Chromadorea; Rhabditida; Anisakidae. The record is from the annotation of a GenBank genome assembly.
GAUGUUAGUGCGUUGAAGCGUCGUAUUGUGGAACUUGAGGAAGAGGUGUUUCGAAUCAAGAAGGAGAAUCAGAGACUCGCCGGAGAACUUCAACGAGCCCGCACGGAUCUUGAUCAAGAGACGCUCUAUCGAAUCGACUAUCAAAACCAAGUGCAAACGCUGCUCGAAGAGAUCGAUUUCUUGAAACGUGUACACGAUCAAGAAAUAAAUGAGCUACAAGGUUUGGCCGCACGUGACACAACACCGGAGAAUCGGGAAUUUUUCAAGAACGAACUCGCCUCUGCAAUACGCGAUAUUCGUACUGAGUACGAUCAGAUAUCGAACGUGAAUCGCAACGAUAUGGAAUCAUGGUAUCGUCUCAAAGUGCAAGAGAUUCAAACGCAAUCUGCUCGGCAAACAAUGGAGCAAGGAUACGCUAAGGAAGAAGUGAAGAGGUUACGCACUCAACUCACCGAUUUACGCGGUAAACUUGCCGAUCUAGAGAGCCGUAAUUCAAUGCUCGAGAAGCAAAUUCAAGAGUUGAACUUCCAAUUAGAAGACGACCAACGUUCAUAUGAGGCCGCGUUGAACGAUCGUGAUGCGCAGAUCAGAAAAAUGCGAGAAGAAUGUCAGGCACUUAUGGUUGAGCUGCAAAUGCUUCUCGAUACCAAGCAGGUAAUCAGUCAUUCUCAGAACUUAUGCGAUGUUGAUUUCCAGACAUUGGAUGCUGAAAUAGCGAUUUUUCGCAAGAUGUUAGAAGGAGAGGAGAAUCGCGCAGGAUUGCGGCAACUAGUUGAACAAGUUGUGCGAACACACGGAAUCACCCAGCAAGAAGGCACAGAUUUCGUUGUUUUGUCGACUUCAGCGAUUCUGUUUUAUUUUUCAGAAACGACACGGGUCGUUAAGGGAGAGACAGCAUCUCGCAGCUCAUUCCAACGUUCCGCUAAAGGCAACGUUUCGAUUCAGGACAUCGGCGCUGGUGGAACCUAUAUAACGCUUCAGAAUACGCAUCGUGCUAAAGAGGAGAACAUUGGCGAGUGGAAACUGAAACGCAAGAUUGACGGCAAGAAAGAGAUCGUUUACACAUUCCCGAAAGACUUCGUGCUCAGAGCCGGGAAAACUGUUCGAGUAUUCGCUCACAAUCAAGGAGUUGCCUCACCUCCCGAUCAACUCGUCUACGAUGCGGCUGAUUCUUUCGGAUCUGGAUCGAACGUUCAAACAGUCCUCUAUAAUCGCGAAGGAGAGGAACGAGCCACUCAUAUACAACGUUCAAGUAGUUCAUAG